Messenger RNA from Acanthopagrus latus (yellowfin seabream), 2175 nucleotides. Its product is annotated as heterogeneous nuclear ribonucleoprotein A/B-like. Gene Ontology annotation, molecular function: RNA binding. Bases 182 to 1174 code for a protein of 330 amino acids. The transcript is spliced from 9 exons. The record is from RefSeq and is a predicted model, not a curated record. Gene Ontology annotation, biological process: regulation of gene expression. Gene Ontology annotation, cellular component: nucleoplasm. Lineage: Eukaryota; Metazoa; Chordata; Actinopteri; Spariformes; Sparidae.
GCACUAGUCCGAUUCGUCCAAUCACAGACGCUCUCUUUAAGACGUCCCCUUGCGCUCGGCCACAUCCGGUCGUAUAUAUGUUGCCACGAGUUAGCGGCGAAUUUGGAGAGUGUCCAUUUUGAGCAACGAGUCGGCGUCUCCGGUAUUUUCCUCUUACCUUUUUGAACAGCCCACCGUCAGAAUGGCAGACGCUGAGACUCUCCUCAUGGAGACAUCGGACCAGAAUGGAAACGAGGGAGAGGAUGACCAGAACGGGGCCGAGCAGGAACAGGAGCAGGAAUCAGAGCUGAUGGUUGGAGAAGACGGCCAGGAAGGCCAGGACGGCCAAGACAAUGGCACGGAUGGAGGAAAGAUUGAUGCCAGCAAAGGAGAGGAGGACGCUGGUAAAAUGUUCGUGGGCGGCCUCAGCUGGGACACGAGUAAAAAGGACCUGAAGGAUUACUUCAGUAAGUUUGGAGAGGUGUCGGACUGCACCAUCAAGAUGGACUCCAACACUGGCCGAUCCAGAGGCUUCGGCUUCGUUCUCUUCAAGGACGCCUGCAGCGUGGACAAGGUGCUGGAGCAGAAGGAACACAGACUGGACGGACGUCCCAUCGACCCCAAGAAGGCGAUGGCCAUGAAGAAGGAGCCCGUCAAGAAGAUCUUUGUUGGCGGGUUGAACCCUGAGGCCACUGAGGAAACCAUUCGGGAAUAUUUUGGGGCCUUCGGAGAGAUCGAAACUAUCGAGCUUCCCAUCGACCCCAAAUCAAAGAAGAGGAGGGGUUUCAUUUUCAUCACAUACAAAGAAGAAUCCAGCGUCAAGAAGUGUCUGGAGAAGAAAUACCACAACAUCCAGGGUGGCAGGUGUGAGCUGAAGAUCGCCCAGCCGAAGGAGGUGUACCAGCAGCAGCAGUACGGAGGAGGACGUGGUGGCGGCGGUUAUGGAGGCCGGGGGGGCCGGGGCCGUGGAGGACAGAACCAGGGCUGGAACCAGGGCUAUGGAAACUACUGGAACCAGGGAUACGGUAACCAAGGCUAUGGAGGAUACGGUGGAUAUGGCGGCUAUGGCAACUACGACUACUCUUCUGGUUACUAUGGAUACGGUCCCGGCUAUGAUUACACAGACCAGGGGAACGCCAGCUACGGGAAAACCCCGAGGCGGGGGGUACACCCGAGCAGCUACAAGCCAUACUGAUGAUCACAUGGAAGUGCAAGGUAAAGACAAGGACUCCAGUGAUCCAGUGAGACCGACGGCUGGACGGACACACUGGGCAUGACUCGACCUCUUUUAUGACAGAAGACCAUUUGUACAGAAAACAACUGAAAUGUAACUUUUCCUUUUUUUUUUUUUUUUUUUUUAAUCCUAUCAUUUUUAGGUUUUACUUUUCCCUUUGGUGUUUUUUUUUUUUUCAUCCCCUCCACAUUUCCAAUGAUGGAAGUGUAAUUUUUACUGUACUUUUUGGUACCCGUUUUGAUUCUAAUGUAUUGUAAGGCUUGUAUUUUACAUGUUGGCUGACUUUACAGGUUGAAAAUCUUGGCGCUGUAAAGGAGCUUUUUUGACAAAUAAAAACCGUUUUCAGUAACUUUUUUUUGUUCUGAUGUUUCCAGGUUCUGGGGUGGAAGAUUAAAAAGUUGUUGAAUGGGUUUAGAUUUGAACUUCAGUUUGAUUUGACUUUUCUUUUUCUUUUGUUUUAAAAGCCACACAACCCAGUGAUCUGUAAUAAUGAAAUGUUAAAUUUAAUAACUUGAAGGUUAUCUGCAUAACUCAAGAAUUGUGCUUUGCAUCCCCCUCAGAUGAGCCAUUUGGUAUUUCCCCCCCUGUUCAUGUGGAAUCGAGUGUUUCAAAACCAUUUUAUUGCGUUUAUAAUUCUUUAAAACUGCAAGCUCCUUUCUUUCAGGACGUUCCGAUUAUACCAGGGAGCUAACGGCAUACACGUGUGUGGGGGAGGGGGUGAUUAUUAGACCACACGUAACUGUGGACUUCCUGUUAAAGUUGCAUACCUCCUUUUUAUAUAAGCAAACUGUUUAAGUUUCUAUGUUUUAGUUUGUGUUCGUUGAGUCCUGCUGGUUUUAGAAAUAUCUGCUCUGAAGUUAAAUGUCUGCUUAGUUUCCUCUGGACAGACUUCAGGACACUGGAGUCUCCUCAGCUAGUGUCUGGCAAUUUAUUAGUAAUAAACAUUCUCGUUUGGAAUAAUC